Trichomonas vaginalis G3 is the source of this 1329-nucleotide messenger RNA. RefSeq names its product phage tail repeat-like family. Bases 1 to 1329 code for a protein of 442 amino acids. Lineage: Eukaryota; Parabasalia; Trichomonadida; Trichomonadidae. The record is from RefSeq and is a predicted model, not a curated record. The transcript has a single exon.
AUGAUUAAACAACAGCAACCACAACAACUUAAGGCGCAAAGCGCCCAGGUCCUUCAGACCAUUACAUACGCCAUAUAUGCAUAUAAUUCAAAGACGGCAGAACAAACGCAAAGGUUAAAAUAUGGAGAUUUGGAGAUAGUAUUGAAAAAUGACCGUUUUCGAAUUCGUUUGCAAAGGUGGUGCAGUGAUAUCAAAUAUAAAAGAAAUUUUAUUUAUGAAUUCAAAAUUAAAGGAAUAACGGAUGAUAUAACAUCAAUUCCACCAGAAGAACAGAGAUAUUACGCAUUAAAUGCAUUUCCUAAAGUUUUGAAGAUUGGAAGAUUUAAUUUAAAUGAGGAAUUCAUAGAAGGUUUCCUAAACGACAUAAUGAAGAAGGUGGAUAAGGAAUAUGUGGAUAGUGAGUUAAUGAAGAAGGCAAAUUUGGUUUAUGUUGAUGAAAAAGAUAAUGAAAUUAAAGAAAAGGUUGAAUGGUAUCAUGAAUGGACAUCGGAGACUUUUAAAGUUAAAGCUGAUACAGGAUGGGUUUCAGGAUGUUUAGACCUUAAAGCAGAUAAAACUUAUGUUGAUGAAAAAGAUAAUGAAAUUAAAGAAAAGGUUGAAUGGUAUCAUGAAUGGACAUCGGAGACUUUUAAAGUUAAAGCUGAUACAGGAUGGGUUUCAGGAUGUUUAGACCUUAAAGCAGAUAAAACUUAUGUUGAUGAAAAAGAUAAUGAAAUUAAAGAAAAGGUUGAAUGGUAUCAUGAAUGGACAUCGGAGACUUUUAAAGUUAAAGCUGAUACAGGAUGGGUUUCAGGAUGUUUAGACCUUAAAGCAGAUAAAACUUAUGUAGAUGAAAAUUAUGCAAAGAAGUCGGAAGUAAAUGAUGUGAUUACAAGCAUGAAAAAUGAAAUACUUCAAACAUUAUAUCCUGUUGGUUCUAUUUAUACGUCAAUGAACUCAACAAAUCCAGCAACAGUUUUAGGUUUUGGUAUGUGGAAGCAGAUUGUAGAUAAAUUCUUAUACUGUGCUAGAUAUUCAAAGCAAACAGGAGGUUCGAAGAAAAUUAAAGAAGCAAACCUUCCACCGCACACUCAUACAGGAACGACAAACACAACAGGUAAUCAUACACAUUCAAUAACAAAAAGAGGUUUUACAAAUCUUGCAGCAGGUUCAGAUAGACAGGGAAUGAAUAGAUAUGAUAUUUCAAGUGACCCAGUAGAUUCAGGCGCAGGUAUUUUCUGUGGAACCACAGGAAAUCAUUCACACACUUUCACAACAAAUCCAACAGGCUUGGGUAAAGAUUAUAUGCCACCAUUUGUGACUGUAUUCGCAUGGUACCGCGUUCAAUGA